Chironomus riparius is the source of this 2113-nucleotide messenger RNA. Lineage: Eukaryota; Metazoa; Arthropoda; Insecta; Diptera; Chironomidae. The record is from the annotation of a GenBank genome assembly.
AUUUUUUGACAGUCAAGACACAAUCUCAAAUUUUGAAUUUAAAACGUUACCUUUGAAGAAUCUCCGAAAUGCGCUCCACGUGUCAAGAACACUUGUCGUUUAUUUUCUUCAAAGCAGUAUGUGGGCUAAAAGCAAUUUUGUUUUUGAUUGCUUGAAAGUAGACUACAAACAAUAUGUAAAUGAUUCAUAAGCGAGAAUCUAUUAAGCGCUUAUAAUGACGACAUGUCGCGCUCUAUUAGAGAGAGAAAUAAAGAACUGAUAUGUUGUGCCUCUUUUUAAGCGUUUUCUUUUCACUUUCAGAUUCAAGUGUUAUAGGAAAUUUCAAGUUUAUUUAGUUUCUGUUCAGACAUUAAAUCGAGUUGAUCGUAAUCAAGAUAAAUCGCUAAAAUUAUGAAGCGAUACUACUGCAUUGUUCUUUUUGUGUUAUUGAAAAUAAUUUUCGUUGCCUCUCAACGUGAAUAUUGCUAUUCAAAUGAUAAUGAUAAGAAACAAACUAGACAGUAUGCAACAAAGACAGCUUAUGAAGUAGCGAGAGGGCAUGAGAGAAGAUACUUCAAUGUUCCAAAAUGUGAGGCUGUGAAGUUUUGGCUCUUAUCGAGGCAUGGAACAAGAAAUCCAUCUGCUGGGUCCAUUGAAGAUAUGAGAAAACUCGUUGAUGUCCGCGAUGGAAUCAUUGAGAAUCUCAAAAGACAUGAUAGAGACCGGCAUUUAAACCAACUUUGUAACGAAGAUCUUGAAAACCUCAAGAACUGGAGACUCGAUAAUAAUUUAACCAGUAUGUACAGUAACUUCUUAACAGUUCAAGGCUGGAAUGAUAUGAAGUAUAUGGCAAUAGAUUAUCAACGAACUUUCCAAAAUGUCAUCGAGACGAGAUACUCGAAAGAAAAGUUCCGAUUUGGAUAUACUGAUACUCAACGAGGUGAAGCCAGUUAUAAAGCGUUUGUGGAAGGCUUAUUUGGACCUGAAGCAUACAAGUUGAUUGACAUUAAGCCAGAACCAAAUAGUAGCAUAUUCCUACGUCCAUAUGAUUCAUGUGGUAAAUGGGAGGAACAAGAAGAUACAGUCAAAAAUCAACAUUCUGAAUAUUUCAAGUUCCAGCAAUCAGACGUGUUUAAAAAGAUGCUUGAAGAAGUUUCCAUUAGAUUAGGAUAUAAAUAUACUCUUACACCGAAAAAUGUAGAUAAGAUUUGGGACAUGUGCCGAUACGACCAAGCAUGGUAUUUACAAGAAGAUUCUCCUUGGUGUUCUGCUUUCUUGCCCGAUCAUGUCACUAUCCUCGAAUACUUAGAAGAUUUAAAAUAUUAUUAUAAGGCGGGUUUUGGAAAUGAACUUAAUUCAAAUGUCAUGUGCAUAGCUGUUCAAGAUAUGCUUAGAUUCCUACAAACAGAACAUUUACCCAAAGUAGCUGCUUAUUUUGCACAUUCGUCAUCCAUUCAACUUUUCUUAACGGCACUCGGUUUUGCGAAAGAUAAUGAACCUCUCAGAGCUGAUAAUUAUCAUCAGAUGAAGAAUAGAAAGUUCAAGACAAGCAUUUUAAGCCCACUUGCUUCCAAUCUUGCAGUCGUCAAAUAUGAUUGCCCAGACGAUGAGAGUCGAUAUAAAGUGCAGUUCUUCCUCAAUGAGCGACCUAUUGAUUUUGAUUGGUGCAACAUUGGAUUAUGUGAUUUGUCAACGGUUCUUCAAAAAUUCAGUCACUUCUCAAAUUCUGAUUGUGCAAAUAUGUACUGCGGUGGAAGUACAGCUAGUUACUUAAGAUUGUCAGUGGCAUUAAUUUCUAUAGCUAUGUUAUUUAACGUACUGUUUUAGGUAUUAUAAUUUUAAGCUUUUUAACACAUCCAAAAUUCAACAAUGAUUACAAGAGAUGCUUAAGAACAUCAAAGAUAUGUAAAUUUAGGUAAAGCUUUAUGAAUUAGUAAAUAGCACAUAAGAAGUUUAGAAAGUUUGGGAAUUUUAUGUUAGGAUUUAGAGAGCAUCCAAAUUAAGUCAGUUAUAUUAAACUUUAAGCACUUAAAUGCUUUAAAUCAUUAAUGAAUUAUGAAAUUUAGCAAUUAAGUAUUAAUCUCUUUUAAAACCAAAUCCGUUUCAGUUGAAAACAAUUUCAGAUUAAUAAACC